This is a messenger RNA of Hypoxylon trugodes, 2072 nucleotides long. Its product is annotated as Metallo-hydrolase/oxidoreductase. The record is from RefSeq and is a predicted model, not a curated record. Gene Ontology annotation, cellular component: cytoplasm; membrane-bounded organelle. Gene Ontology annotation, biological process: N-acylphosphatidylethanolamine metabolic process; N-acylethanolamine metabolic process. The transcript has 2 exons. NCBI's taxonomy places the organism in Eukaryota, Fungi, Ascomycota, Sordariomycetes, Xylariales, Hypoxylaceae. The coding region runs from base 513 to 1826 and encodes 437 amino acids. Gene Ontology annotation, molecular function: N-acylphosphatidylethanolamine-specific phospholipase D activity; zinc ion binding.
GGGAAGUUGUGUUUAGGUUGUAUUCCAAUUUUUACAAAUCUCAAUGGGGUUCUCGGCCAUUUUUAUUGUACCUACUUUCGUUAUCCCGACACAAAAUGGUCACACUAAAACACCGGGUUAAAUAGCCCAACCAUAUGUCGCAUAGCGUAAGACUGAGUCGUAAAAGUCAGUUGGUUAGUUGUGUUUUCAGCUCCAUUCGCAAUCUAAAGAGGUGCCUAUUUUGAACUACUAAUCAAUCGGCGCCCGAGUCAUGCCGUGGAGCCGAAUGAGAAGGUGUUAGGAAUUUAGAUCCAUGUGAUGAGGAAAUAACAUGCCAGGAACGCGGCUUUGGGGGAAACCCUUAACUCCUACCGGCGCUGUACGACGUCCAUAACUCCGGUAUUAGGUACAUUAAACCGAGACUUCCAAAAUCAGAUGAUUUGAAAGCAAUGUUGGUAUCUCUGUAAUCUCAAUCGAGACAAAAUAAUAAUGCAACCCUCCUUUUCUUUCCUAUUACUUCACACACCUACCUAAUGACUUCGUUCUUACGAGUUCUCUUUAAAAGAGGACCUGCGUUAUCUCCGGGCAAGAUCUCAAUCAACAAAGCAUCGAUAGCUGUAACCACCGUGGGGUUAUCAAUGGCGGCCUAUUACAGCACAGUAGCGGUACGACCGUCGCAAGUCCCCGAAGCGCAAGAUUUCAAACCUCUAGCACACCACGUCAAAGAUCGUCAUGGAAAGACCGUCAGAUUCCAGAAUCCGUACCCGUCUUUCAAACCCCCUAAUCUCAGGGAGCUAGCAUUGACAAUGAUGAGUAAAUACCUGGGAUUACUGAAAUGGCCUGAACCAAAACUGGAGGAGAAAAUUGUAUCUGUAGUGAAACCUGAGUUCUUGCCGACGCGCACGGCGUCUUCAAAACUCCGCGCCACUUGGCUGGGACAUGCUUGCUACUACGUGGAAUUCCCAUCCGGGCUGCGUGUGCUGUUCGAUCCCGUAUUUGAGGACUGCUGUGCUCCGUACAGAUUCCUUGGUUUUAUGCGGUAUACCGAAAAGCCUUGUGACAUCGCCGAUCUGCCUUUUGUUGAUGCGGUUGUGAUUAGCCAUAGUCAUUAUGAUCAUCUGUCGUACGAAUCUGUACAGGAAGUGCAGAAACAUCAUCCGAAUGCGCACUUUUUUGUGGGCUUGGGGCUUGAGAAGUGGUUCAAGGAGGGCGGGUUGAAGAAUGUGACAGAGAUGGAUUGGCGGCAGGAAGCGGAGUUCACGUUGACGCCACAAGCUGCUAAAGCAAGUAGGUCAGAGGUGCAAAGUGCGAGUAGUGCAGAGUCGUCAGAACCGAUUACUGCGACGAUUUCGUGUCUUCCCUGCCAACACGCCUCUGGUCGGAGUCCAUGGGAUCAAAAUCAAACACUAUGGGCGUCGUGGGCCGUAAGCUCAGGUUCGCCCGCGAAGUCCGUCUGGUUUGGCGGCGACACGGGAUACCGAUCUGUGCCGAAAGUAGCCAAGGGCGUUGAUGACCACGGAGCAGAAUUUCAGCACCUACCAGUGAGCCCAGUGUUCCGACAGAUUGGGCAGCGGUUCGGGAGGUUUGAUCUGGGACUCAUUCCCAUUGGGGCGUAUGCGCCACGCCAUAUGUUCUCUGGUGUGCAUGCAGAUCCGUUUGACUCCGUGGACAUCUUUCAGGAUAUAAAAUGCGAGAAGGCGAUGGCCAUUCAUUGGGGUACGUGGGUUAUGACACCAGAAGAACCAUUGGAACCACCCGUACUAUUAAAACAGGCGUUGAAGAAAAAGGGGUUACCAGAGACGGGGGUGUUUGAUAUUUGCGAUAUUGGUGAGUCGCGGGAAUUUUGAAAGCUUUGCUAUUUAUGCAUUAUUUACGUGGUGAGCGUUGGAGUUUUCGGAUUGAUAAUAUCCAUGAUAGACGGGUAUGAAUUGGUAGAAUUUUAGUCAUGAUCCACAUAUGUACAUGAAACCAGAUUUUAUCUCAUCUCUGUAUGGAAAUGACUGUUUUCGUGGUGUUUUAACCAGAUGGAAUCUUGUUUGAAUCUAAAUGUACCUGGAUACCUAGGUAUUUAAGACAAUGACCCCACUUAUCAC